AAAAAAAUGACUCGUCGUUUUGCCCUUAUUGCUUUGUUGUUUGCAUUGACUUCUGCACAAACUACAACUCAAUCAAAACAAAUCAGUCUGGAUCCGAACGCUGGACCACUCAAACUUCGCAUUGUUUUCCAAUCCGAACAGCCACCACAGGUUCAACAAACUCCGUGUUCUACCGGUAACUGUCAGCCCACGCCGACCUUGAGCCCAUGUGCUUCUGGAAAUUGUGGCUCAGUUCAGCCAGUUCAAGCUUCUCCGUGCUCUACUGGAAACUGCGGAGUCACUCAACAGGCUUCCGCAUGCUCUACUGGCAACUGCAAUGGACCUGUCGCUGGAUCUGCCAAUGUUGUUCCAGUUUUUGAUGCCUCGAUCUACACGACCACGACCCCAAUGCCUAUCCCAAUCCGAACCAUCUCUUCAAACACUGCACCAAUCAAGGUGAUCCGUGUUCCAUCUUAUUCCAACUCGAACAACGGAUGCUUCUCCCCACCAUGCGGAGCUCCAAGAUUCAUUUUCGCUCAACCACCAUGCUUCGGAAACUCGUGUGGUCCACGAUUCAUGUUCCCACGUCGUCGUCAUUUCUUCGGACCACGACCAAUCAUCAUCGGAAACAGAAAUAACGGAAACAUCAAUGCCGGAGGAAAUGUUGCUGUUCCAGAUACAAUCUACAAGAACGGAAUGGCAAUUCGUGCUCCAAUUCGUGUGCCAAGCAGUUAUCAAGAUGGGAACCCAGUAUUCAACUCUGGAAAGUAAUCUCCUUUCAGCUCAAUGUCAUCACUACUUGUUUGUAAUUAUUGAAAUCUCUUUCACAUUCAUAUCUCAUUGUUGGUUUUCUUUACAUAAUUUAUGAGAGUUUUAAAAUAAAAAGUUAAUAAGUGUU
This is a messenger RNA of Caenorhabditis elegans, 877 nucleotides long. RefSeq names its product CC domain-containing protein (gene F20B10.3). Bases 7 to 750 code for a protein of 247 amino acids. The transcript has 3 exons. The record is from RefSeq and is marked reviewed. Lineage: Eukaryota; Metazoa; Nematoda; Chromadorea; Rhabditida; Rhabditidae.